Molecule: messenger RNA, 1332 nt
Organism: Prunus dulcis (almond)
Lineage: Eukaryota; Viridiplantae; Streptophyta; Magnoliopsida; Rosales; Rosaceae
Product: 1-aminocyclopropane-1-carboxylate oxidase homolog 1-like
Exons: 3
Coding region: 166-1269 (367 amino acids)
Source: RefSeq, a predicted model, not a curated record
GGCUGGUGUCAAAAGGAUCCGGACAAUGGCAUCACCACCAAACAUUAUUGAAUAGUAAAUUGUAAACUGCUGACCAAAACACAAUAUUGGAUUUGAGUAAUAUUUAAUAAAAGCGUGCAUACAUUUCUAAUGAAGCCUUAACCAAAGUUUCAUUUUGAUUUCAAAAUGUCCCCGAAUUCAACAAACCAAGCCCGUCUUCAACAGCUAAAGGACUUUGACGAAUCAAAAGCUGGUGUCAAAGGGAUCGUUGACAAAGGCAUCACAAAAAUCCCAUCAAUUUUUGUCCGGCCCAAGGAAUAUUCCGCCGCCGGGGACCCAAGUUCCAGCCAACCAACCCGAACUCAGUUCAGUAUCCCUAUCGUGGAUCUCGCUGACACUACCGGCCUGCAUGAUGACGUGGUCGCUGGAGUCCGGCAGGCAGCGGAGACUGUCGGGUUCUUCCAGGUGAUGAACCAUGGGAUACCCAAGAGAGUGUUGGAGGAGAUGUUGGCGGCGGCGCGUGGGUUUCACGAGCUGCUGACAGAGGUGAAGGCUGAUUACUAUAGUAGGGAGCAGAUGAGGAAGGUCAAGUUCAGGAGUAACUUUGAUUUGUAUCAGACAAAGUUUGCUAGUUGGAGGGACAGUUUGUUUUGUGUCAUGCGUCCUGAACCUCUUGAUCCUCAAGAAUUGCCUGACGUUUGCAGAGACGCAACCAUGGAGUACUCAGACUACGUUCACAAAUUAGGUGUCACAUUGUUUGAAUUGCUAUCUGAGGCACUUGGGCUGAAAUCUGACCACCUUUUAGGCUUGGAUUGUGCAAAGGGGCAUGUAAUUCUUAGCCACUACUAUCCGCCAUGCCCCGAGCCUGAACUGACUAUGGGAACUACCAAACACUCUGAUCCUUCUUUUCUCACCAUACUACUUCAGGACCAAAUUGGUGGCCUCCAGGUUCUGUAUGAAAACCAGUGGGUUGAUGUUCCUCCUGUUCCUGGAGCUCUAGUUGUGAACAUUGGAGAUCUCUUGCAGCUUGUAUCCAAUGACAGGUUUAAGAGUGUGGAGCAUCAAGUGCUUGCUAACCAUGCAGGACCAAGAGUAUCUGUUGCUUGUUUUUUCACCCUGAAUUUUUACCCAUCAACAAGGUUGUACGGCCCCAUAAAGGAAUUGUUGUCUGAAGAUCAUCCGCCUCUAUACCGGGAAACCUCACUGCAAAACUUCAGUGCUCACUACGACGGAAAAGGGCUUGAUGGGAACUCUGCACUAACACGUUUCAAGUGGCAGAGGCAACAAUGACAUAAGUCACCUUUGCUGUAGAUAAGUGGCUGUGAACAUAUGUUAAGAGUUCCUUCAAGUGGC